GCUCGACACGCCUCCCCCGCCCCCCCAGCAUGGAUACAGCGAGCAGGAGCAGGCGCUCAAGAGACGCGCUCACUGUGCUGGAGACAGUCUGAAGCCGCAAUGGGAGUUAACGCAUCCAAGUUUCAAGAGUUCCUGCUACCGGUGUCGCUGCACUAAACAAAGAGUGGGGUUUCUGUUUCUCUCUCUCUCUCUCCCUCCCUCUCUUUCUCUCUCUCUGUGUGUGAGAGAGAGAGAUCAUUGCGUUUUUUUUUUUGGGUCCGAGGCGUUUUUUUUCGCACAGGAUGUUGAUGAUUUUGGAAAGCCGGGUAAGAUCAUAAAGUCAGUUCUCUCUGAUGAGAACGACCUCCACCUCACCGCCACACAAAAGGGGAAGGCACGGUGCGAGUACUUUUUCUCUCCCUAUAACCUCCCACACACGGAUUUAUUUCCAGAAUUAUUUUUUGUAAAUGUCAUUAAGAAGCAGAGAGGAUCGUUCCAAAGACAGAAUGGAUCACUUCGCAGCAGAGUGCCUUGUUUCAAUGUCCAGCCGUGCAGUUGUUCACCCCCAUAAGGGCAACAGGGAGAUUAAACCGGAGAUCCCGACCUCCUCCAGGACGGGGGAUGAGGUGAAGGAGCCCCUGGUGAAGGAGAACUCCUCGCUUUUCGUGGUGGCGAGGAUCCUGGCGGAUUUUAACCAACAGACGCCCAACGGCGUGGCCGAGCAGGCAAAGAUAAAGGAGGAGAGCACGCCGAACCUGCGAGAGGAUGGAAACUCUGCCACACCUACCGCCACCUCCGAUCCUUUGCUCAGACAAAGAGGCAAGAGAUCGAGAGGUCGGACUGAGCAGGAGCCACCUCAGAAAAAGCACAAAUGCAACUAUUCUGGCUGUGAAAAAGUUUAUGGCAAAUCAUCCCACCUCAAAGCCCAUCUAAGGACACACACAGGUGAACGGCCCUUCCCAUGCACCUGGCCCGACUGCAGCAAGAAGUUCGCCCGCUCCGAUGAGCUGGCCCGCCACUACCGCACCCACACGGGGGAGAAGAAGUUCGGCUGUCCGCUUUGCGACAAACGCUUCAUGCGCAGCGACCACCUGAUGAAGCACGCCCGCCGCCACUCGGAUUUCCAGCCCGGCAUGUUGAAGAAGCCCCACGGUGGCGGCGCCACGCGCCCCGGCUCUCUCAGCGACUACAGCCGCUCGGAUGCAUCCAGCCCCACCCUCAGCCCCGCCCUCAGUCCCGCCAACUCGCCUUAAACUGAAACCUGGUCGCACUUUCGAGGCCCCCAGACUGUGAGGCCUGCAAUUUCAUCGUCACAACACUUCUGUUGCACAGUCGUCAGCAACCCCCGCCACCCCCUCCUUUGCUAUUCCUGCGCUUGCUGUGGUGUCCCAUACUGUACAUAAGUGCUUAUUGUAGUGCAAUUACUUGUGUGAUCCUAAAAGAAGACAAUGCCUUUCCCAGAUGGUGACAUUUCCA
Fundulus heteroclitus (mummichog) is the source of this 1455-nucleotide messenger RNA. It is a transcript of the gene klf13, whose product is annotated as Kruppel-like factor 13. Gene Ontology annotation, biological process: regulation of transcription by RNA polymerase II. The transcript is spliced from 2 exons. The record is from RefSeq and is a predicted model, not a curated record. Lineage: Eukaryota; Metazoa; Chordata; Actinopteri; Cyprinodontiformes; Fundulidae. Bases 447 to 1232 code for a protein of 261 amino acids. Gene Ontology annotation, molecular function: DNA-binding transcription factor activity, RNA polymerase II-specific; RNA polymerase II cis-regulatory region sequence-specific DNA binding.